Messenger RNA from Oryza sativa Japonica Group (Japanese rice), 1088 nucleotides. RefSeq lists its product as uncharacterized. Lineage: Eukaryota; Viridiplantae; Streptophyta; Magnoliopsida; Poales; Poaceae. The record is from RefSeq and is a predicted model, not a curated record.
ACCCUAGAGCUGGCCAACACUCUUAAAUCGUGUCCAUGCCUCAAGUUGACACCUAGCUCUCACUUGCCACCUCAACUUUCACCAUUAACCAAACCAACUCGCCACCAUGAACUCACCAAGAAAUCUCUCAAAAUCACCUAGAACAUCCUCCUCAUUUUCUCAGCCAAAGGUGUUUGAUCCGUUGCAAAUCUUCUCUGGGGUCGAACACCCUGCGCUGAGCUCGUCGUCGCCCUCGGUGUCCAGAGCGCCGCCGCUCGUCGUGUCGCUGUUCUCGGCGAUCCGGUGCGUCUCCGACCAAGCCAUCGCGCCACCGUUGUCGCCAAGAUGCAAGGAAGCAGCACGCGGGAGGAAUCAAGCUGAAGAGCUCCCAAUCACGAGAUCGCCGUCGUCUUCCUCAAGUCCGGCUGCUGGCUCUCCCCUUCGAUUCCUCGUCCUCGGAACGACGGUCGGGUGGAGCUAUCGCCGUCGCCAUACCGAUUUUUGCCGCCGCCGGAACAUUCUUCACGCCGUCAUCGCCAUUCAAGCAUCACCGGCGCAUGUGCGACCCUCAGUAAGCCUCCAGGAGCGGAGGAGCCCCGUAGCCACACAUGCAUGCACCCAUUCGCAUCGCAUGAAAACGAGCCGGAGCUUGACAUGCCUUAGCAUGCCGAGAACCACCUCCGCUUGCGCCACCGUUUCCGCUGACUCCGACCACCGCAGCCCGCGAGACCACCACCAUCAGCUUCGCCAUCUUCCACUCUACAUUUUUCUGUUUAGUCCGCGUCGGCUAUCUCGCCGUCGUUCGCCGUCACCGCCGCCGCAAAGGUCGCCGGCCGCCUCCGCUCUGUCUCUGCUGCUGCUGUUCCUCUCCUGAGCCAAUGACAGUUGGACCCCACUUCAUUAAGCACCAAGGACCGCGAUUAGAAAUAGUUUAAAUCAUGUAGGGUUCUAUCUGUAAAAGUACUUAGGAUGACAUGUGGACCAAGGAUAUACAUGUAAAUACUCUUAAUGAAAUUUCAUUUAAACAUGUGCUAGGGACCUCAGGACCUAUCCCUAGAAACCCUUGGUACUUUUCUGCAUAUUUGCUCUCACUGCCAUGUGGACCCCAU